This is a messenger RNA of Pelodiscus sinensis (Chinese soft-shelled turtle), 4529 nucleotides long. It is a transcript of the gene TANGO2, whose product is annotated as transport and golgi organization 2 homolog. The record is from RefSeq and is a predicted model, not a curated record. Gene Ontology annotation, cellular component: Golgi apparatus. Gene Ontology annotation, biological process: Golgi organization; protein secretion. Lineage: Eukaryota; Metazoa; Chordata; Testudines; Trionychidae.
UUUAUUGAUACUUUUGGUGAUGGAUAAAACCUGUGUGAUGUAAACAACCAGACUUUCACUUCCUUCAGCCAAUAAAAUAUUUGAUUCUUAGACACAAGAUACCAGUUCCUCUUUGCUGUAGCCUGACUGCCUCUGUACUAGUUGCAGCUUCCACUCUUCUGAAACUGGAUUGUGAUGUGAGGACACAAGUUGGCUGUUGCAGUAUGAUCUUGCAUUAACCCUUUUGGAAGAAGAAAGACUUCAUCAACCAUUACCUAUGUGCAUCCUUUUCUUGAAGUUUGAUCCUCGUCCAGUAUCAAAAAAUGCAUACAGGCUUAUCCUAGCAGCUAAUAGAGAUGAAUUUUACCACAGACCAUCAAAAGCAGCAGACUUUUGGGAUAGUAGCAACGAGAUUCUUAGUGGUUUGGAUAUGGAGGAAGGAAAAGAAGGUGGGACAUGGCUUGGAAUCAGUAAGAAAGGCAAGCUGGCUGCCUUGACAAACUACAUGCAGCCAAAGACUGAUAAAAAUGCAAGGGGAAGAGGUGCACUUGUAACAAAUUUCUUGACAGCAGAUCUGGACAGCUUCUCUUACUUGAAGAAAGUUUCAUCAGAAGGACACCUUUACAAUGGAUUUAAUUUAAUAGCAGCCGACUUGAACACCACCAAGGGAGAUGUAAUUUGCUACUAUGGAAACAAAGGAGAACCAGAACCUAUCUUCCUAAAUGCUGGAAUCUACGGAUUGAGUAAUUGUCUGUUGGAUACCCCAUGGAAGAAACUUCAAUAUGGAAAGCAGCUUUUCACAGAAGUGAUCAAGCAAAGUCAGGACCUUGCCAAUGAAGAUCUGGUGCAGGAGCUCAUUAAAGUGCUGAAUAAUCAAGACCCUCAACUACCAGACCCUGCAAUUGAGGAUCAAGGAAAGGAGUAUGUACUGCCUAUACUGAACAAAUAUGCUGCUGUUUGUGUUCGUUGCCCAGGCUAUGGAACAAGGACUAACACAGUCCUUCUCAUUGAUGCAGAAGGACGUGUUACUUUCACAGAGCGCACCAUGCUCAAUGCAGAUAUCAACAAAUGGAAAACAAGCACCUAUCAGUUCAAACUGCAGACUUAACAACUUUCCAUUUGAAUGGAUCGUGAUAAAAAAAAACACAAGAAAAAGCCAUUAAACUCCACUGAAGGCUUUGUACCAGCCUCCAAAACCCAGAAAUGGCAAGAAAAAGCUUAUUAAAUCCAUAGCAUACGCCAGCAACUACCAAAACCUUUUGCACAAAACUAAGGAAAGAAAGUAACAUUUUGGUUGGAUUAAAAAGCAUUGCUUCUUGUACAAAUAUUUGUUUUAAAUAUAAGGGACACAGUUUAUUUUCUGGACACAAUUUUUAAACUAAAUUGCUAAUAUGCAGGGGAUAGAUAUUCAAGGUAUUGAGUGCUUCUUACACGGUGCUAAAUACCUCAACUCUCUUUUUAUUUCAGUCAGAGCUAAAGACAUGCAGUACCUUGGAACUUAAAGUCCUAUAUUAUUAAAGUUCAGAGAUUUUCAGAAUCUGACUUAAACCUUUAGAAUGAAUAAUGAUAACUUUUUGUACUUCACUCAAUUUGAACAAAGACAAACUAGUCAGAUACAUUUGUUCAUAGUUGAUUUUUAGUCACUUUGUGAAUUGGCCCAACUAUGUAAUAUGACUUCUGGAAAUGAUCCCCAGGAAUGGUGGUGAUGUAAAUCAUAAAAAAAAUACAAUUCUAUAAAACAAAACAUAUCUAUUGAUUUUUAGGCCAAAAUAGUUUUAGAAAAUGUCUGUCUUUUCAACAUAUGCUUAUAAGGUUUUUUGGGCAUUGAUGGAUGUAAGUUAUGUUUGCAACAUUGGUUGUUUCAGUGUAAUUAUAAUAUUUUUUUUCAGAAAUAUACAGUGGAGCAGUGUUCUGCAUAGGGAAAAGGGCUGUUAUUCUUCACAAGUCUAUUUUCCCUAAAACAGUACUGUGUUGAGUAAACAGAUGAUACAAGCUAAAUCAUUCUCAUUUGUACCCAGUACCUGCUUCUGAUGAGGGAAUGAAACUGAAGUUUGGCUCUGUGAUCUGUAAUCUCUUGCUCAGGAGAGAUUAAAGCAUCAUAGAGUGUCAUGGGAUCCCUCUGAUGGGAAGGAAUCAGCUGCUCUGUUUGGUGGCACAUUAUUUGUUGACAUACAGUCUAACCAGCAAUGUAGGCCUCUUUUCUACUUCUAGAUUGAUAACUAGUAGGAUAUGUUUGCAAACAGAAAGUGAUCUAUAUGAAUUUAUACUUACACUUUUUGUAAGUUUUGGUAUUAGCUUUAUUUCUGUACUGGUAAUAAUGUGUUAAAAGCUGGGAGUGAAAGCAGUUAUUGGUUAUAUGGUGACAUUAUUGCAGUAUGAUAGUGGUGGGAAAUCAGGUGUUAAAAAACUUUCCAUGUUCCUUUUAGCUGUAAAUUAUGAAGUUGGUUAUUUAAAUCCAUGUUUUCUUUCCAUAAGCCAAUAUCAAUGAUGCAUGAUAGAGAGAAUCUCUUGCUAAUGUCAAAGUAUUUUAAAAUCCUAGAUUAUUUUUGCUACCACUUUAAUUGCAAUUUAACUUACUCCAAAUGCCAAACCUUGACUCAUUUAUUAAUUGAGUGUGAUGUUCAGAGAACUAUAGAUUCAGAGAACUGUGGAAAAGAUUGCAACUGUAACAGUAUUUCCUGAAUUGUCCAUGGAGAGAUUCAGCCGUUUUCUCUACUCAGAGCCUAUAUUUAGUAUUGAAAUGCUUAGCGGAAAUGGCGGCCUUUUAGGGUGCAGUGUGUGUAUGACUGGAAACCGUAAUUCUUACUGGGGUUACAAUAGAACUGCAAAUGGUUAAUUCCAGAAUAAAGACUAUACAAACAAAAAUCAUAUUAAUCCCUCUUGUAAUUAUUUUAGAUAAGUUUUGACUGUUUAAAUAUUUCUAACAAUGCCAGAUCAGCUCUGAUGUGCUUGGCUGAGCAUGUGUUUCAGUGCUUUGCUUGAUCAGGGCCACACUGUAAUAAGUAAGUGCACCUUCUGAUGAAUUUUAAGUACCACACUGUUUCUGCAAUUAUACCUGUUUGUGUGUCAUGCACUUAGAUUGUUGGCAGUGAACUUCAUUUUGGGGUAAGUGGGAGGAGAAACUAAUAGAUUUUUCUUCUCUUGAGCUAUGGGGGGAGUUUACUAUUUCUUUACGUAACUAUUUAUUCUCAAUUAAAUUAAAACCUUUUGGAGGACAUGUGUUUUAAUAUACAUAUAAACUACAAAGUAAUCUGCUGUACUUGCAAACAUAGUGAAUAUAAACACAAGCAAAAAAGUCCAUAAUCAGUAAUACACGCAAUUACUUUAUAAUUUAAAAUUAAUAGUUAAAAAUGUCUCGUUCGAAUAUUCAAUAACAGUCCGUUUUUAUUCCUAAUGUUCAAGAAUUCUGAUUUAGUCCUCUCCAUUUUGGUUGAGCCUUGAACCUCUAGGCUUUGUUCAACAUAGUACUAAAAUACUAUUUUCAAAAUAUGAGAUUGAUAACUGGCAAGUAUGUAUGUAACUGAUCAUUCACCAUCUGUUUAUCUAUGUCAGAAACACUACCAAAGUAUGAAUGGCCAAAAUUUGAUAUACAUUUAAACUUGUUACCUACAUGGAAAGUGGAAAUACUUGCAAUUGCUUUUCAUCCUCAAAAUAUUUUACCAAUACCAGUCUUCAAAACAGUCCUUUGAGGUCGGUGAGUAUUAAAGUAAAGUAUUAGCCCACUUUGAGGUUUAUUGAUAGGGAAAUUAUAAAUGUAUUUAUUUAAGGUUUAUUGAUAGGGAAAUUAUCUCCCUACCCAGAGACAGAUUGUUAGUGUCAGAGAUUGGAUUCAAAAAUCUUAACUCCCUUACCUGUAAUUUAAAUCAGUCUCUUGACAUCUGGGUUUUGUAUUCAGUUUAUCCAACUUCUAAUUGGGGAGAGUUGAAACCAAAAAAAUCACACAUUGCUUUAGGAGAACUCCACAAGAUAUUCAGAGUUCCUCUGCUAGGUUAAUACAGUGAUCCUUCCUUAUUCUUCUUGAAUUUUUAUGGAAAUUUUGCCCUUGGCUUUGGUGGAAACAGCAUCAGGCCCCCUAUUCACAGAGCUGCAUUAAUAUCAGCAACAGUGCUCAAGUACAGAAAUGUUCAGGUAUUAUUAACUGCAUAAGUUUGUGUUCAUUGAGGAGUGCUAAUUUUAGUUGUUUUCAAUCACUGGAAAAGUCAACUGUAACCAAAUGACAAGACCAAAUUGACAGAGAACACAUUUUAUUUUAUAAGAUAUUUUAAAGAGACUAUAAAUGUAAAACUACAAAUCAGAUUAUUGGAUGACAUGCUUUUAGGUUUCCUGCUGUGAAAUUAAUCUGUGUGGGGUAUUUAUUUAAAGUCUUAGGGUUACCGAAGCUUUCUCCUUCCAGUUUUCUUCCACUGUGAUGAUUAGAAUUUUUAAAUACUAUUUAUGCUUCUUGAGUCCAUUUUUUCCCUUUUUAAGCUUUUUUUAAAUGUUGUCAUUUGUAUAUCUGUAUGCAAAGUCCGAAUAAAUUGGUGACCAAAUCUUUGCCAGCCUAAUAACUG